GCAAUUCUCCAGCCUUUUACCGAGAAAAUUCGAUGAUUUAUGAAAGGGAAAGUAAAGUUGAAGCAACAGAACAAAAUCCCAAAACUUCAAAUUUUCAAAAAAUGGCAAAUAAUUAAAACCCAACAAACGCCAUUCCAUUUCCAUUUUCAUUUCCCACUCAAUAAUUUAAAGCUGUGGGGGACUCUCCCACUUCCGUUGCUCACAACCUCUCUGCGGAUUUUGCAGAAUCCUUCUUCUAGUUUCUACUCCGGUUGGGGUUGUGAUGGUGGUGCAUUGGUGAGGGAUUCUGCACAAUGGCAGGAGGCGGAGGCGGCGGCGGAGGAGGAGGCUCGAUUCUGAAGAAAGCUGCUCGGAAGAUUAUGGUUGCCGCAUACGCAUGCCGCUCCUUUUCUCCGAGAAAAGUUCGCUCUGUCUCGGAUUUGUUGUCUGUGUCUGUGGAAAAGCCAAAGCACGCCAUGGAAGAAGUUGGAGAAGCUGAAAUUGCAGAACAAACGCAUUCAAGAACCACGAACAAUCUGCCUUCCAAGAAUCUGUGCGCCAUAUGCCUUGAUCCUCUGAACUACAAAACCGAAGGGAGUCGGCCAGGGCAGGCCAUCUUCACCGCACAGUGCUCUCAUGCCUUCCAUUUCACUUGCAUCUCCUCCAAUGUCCGCCAUGGCAGUGUCACAUGCCCCAUUUGUCGAGCUCAAUGGACCCAGUUACCCCGGAAUUCAGUCCCACCUUCCUCCCAGAGUGAUCCUAUUCUCCGUAUUCUCGACGACUCCAUCGCCACAUUUCGGAUAAACCGACGUUCCUUCCUGCUCUCUGGUCGUUAUGACGACGAUGACCCUGUUGAGCCUGACCAUACGCCUACUCAUCAUUCUCGCCUCUCAUUCUCUCUACAUUCUUCCCCACCAAGCUUUUAUCCUCCCAUUCAGGUGAGCGGUUGUGCCUCUGCCCCCGGUUACUUGUACUCCAACCACCAAGCGCAGCCACCACCGCACCAACAAUUCUCCUGCAGAAGCCCUUCUUCCUUGUUGCAAUCACCCUCUCUGCAAACGCCUCGUAUUUCAGGCAACCCCAGGAACAGGGCUAGAGCUUACCUUUCGGUGAAAUUGGCACAUCAACGAGCGACUGACUUGGUCUUGGUUGUGUGCUCCAAUGGUCCGCACUUGAGGCUCCUCAAGCAAGCCAUGGCCUUGGUGGUUUCGUCCCUCCGUUCCAUCGACCGUUUGGCCAUCGUUACCUACUCGUCUGCAGCGACCCGCGUGUUUUCCUUGAGACGUAUGACAUCUUAUGGAAAGAGAGCUGCAUUACAAGUCAUUGACCGUCUUUUCUACAUGGGGCAGGCAGACGCUGUUGAAGGGCUGAAGAAAGCAAUCAAGAUACUUGAGGAUAGCACCCACAAGAAUCCCAACUCCUCCAUUCUACAUCUAUCCGAUACCCGAACUCAGCCGUACCAUCUCAUUGACUUCGAAUCACCCGCCAUCCCAAUCCAUUGGUUUCAUGUAGGAAUGGGGCUCAGCCCUUCAACCGGUUGUGUAAUGCAGGAGUUUGAAGAGUUCCUGGUGACAAAAGUGCUGAGAGGAAUCAUCAGAGAUAUCCAACUUAGAAUUGGGGAGGAAAGCAACAGAUCAAGCAUCAUUAGGAUUGGUGAGCUGAGGGGCGACGAAGAGAAGAGAAUCAUAAUCGACAGCCAGUUGAGUGACAGCGAAGGACAUGUCAGGGUAAGAUACAGCUACGUCGAUGGCGCGGUCAAUGACAGGGAGUGUACAAAAACAGGGGAAACCCUGCUAAGUUUAGGAAACAAGAGCAACAUCAAUAUGACUUUUGACGAAGCUGGUCGUGAAGACAGGGAAGAGGAUGUGAGUUCAGGCGGGAGGAUUAGCAGCGACGAAAGAUGGGAUUAUCACGACCCAUUCAUGGCUAGAAGAUGGGCGAAGCAUUUGCAUUCAUAUCGGCUUUAAAUCCAGAGAUGGAACACACAGAAGGACAGACACAGGUAGCUAAUUUAGAGCAACACAAUGAUUCAAUAUGGUUGGUGGCUGAGUUUUACUAGACUAGUUUAUUAAAGAGAGCAGGCAGUAGAAACUAUUCAACAUGUAUAUGGAAUUUGACAUUAUAUUGAAAAAUAGGCAAUUUAAGACUUUGUUUAA
Molecule: messenger RNA, 2135 nt
Organism: Momordica charantia (bitter melon)
Lineage: Eukaryota; Viridiplantae; Streptophyta; Magnoliopsida; Cucurbitales; Cucurbitaceae
Product: putative E3 ubiquitin-protein ligase WAVH2
Molecular function (GO): metal ion binding
Source: RefSeq, a predicted model, not a curated record